GCCGCCGUCUCGCGAGAUAUGAUGUCGGGAUUAGCUGUCAGGCAGGAGCCAAGUAGCUGGACAUUAUUGGCGUUGCGGGACGUUUAAGCAGGGAUCUGGGACUGCGGAUUUUGUGGAAUAAAAACGGGACGUUACCGCGAAGAGCGGGACUGUUGGGCGGUAUGCAUCCCUAAGAUCCCACGAGGCACGGACCAUGCAUUUACACCAGGUCCUGACCGGGGCGGUGAACCCGGGGGAUAACUGCUAUUCGGUGGGCAGCGUUAAUGACAUUCCAUUCACGGCCUAUGGAUCAGGAUGCGACAUUGUCAUACUAGCAAAUGACUUUGAGUGUGUACAGAUUAUUCCCGGUGCUAAACAUGGAAAUAUUCAAGUUAGCUGUGUGGAGUGUUCCCAGCAGCAAGGCAGGAUUGCUGCAUCUUAUGGCAACACUGUAUGUAUAUUUGAACCGUUUGAAAACAUAAACUCCCACAAGCGAAAUAGUCAACUAAAAAAGCAGUGGCUCAGGACAGGACAGUUUUUCCUGAGUUCAGUGACUUACAACUUAGCAUGGGAUCCUCAAGGUAACCAGUUGUUAACAGCUACUGAUUAUUUACAAUUAUGGGCCCCUCCAUCAAGUGACAUUCUAGAAGAGGAAGAGGAUGAUAUGGACAGCCCUGACAUGGAGAAUAAAGUUCAGCCUGCCCUGAAUGACUGGAAUUGUAUCUGGCAAUGCAAGACUGCAGUCUCUGUGCAUCUGAUGAAAUGGUCCCCAGAUGGUGAAUAUUUUGCAACAGCAGGAAAGGAUGACUGUUUGCUAAAAGUUUGGUAUCCACUUACUGGUUGGAAAUCAUCUUUCUUACCUCAAGAAUAUCAUGAAAAGAGGGAAAGUUUAAAGGAUGUGCAUUUCUCUUUUGUUUACUUGGCUCAUCCAAGGGCAGUGAUUGGCUUCUCAUGGCGGAAUACAAGCAGGUUUAUGCCAAGGGCUUCUGUGUGCAAUUUGCUCCUUACAUCCUGCCAGGAUGGCAUUUGUCGCCUCUGGGCUGAAACCUUAUUGCCAGAGGACAGUUUGCUUGGAGGUCAAAUAAUUGAGCAAAAUAGCUGUAGCAGCAGCCUAUCCUAUUUAGGGAAACAGAAGGACAAGAUUGAACAUGCACUUGAGACAAUUCACCAUUUGAAACAGUUGAGAAGAGGGAGAAGAAGAUCUUCUGUCCUUGCAAGUCACACAGAAGUACUGCCAAGUCAACAUGAUGUCCAUUGCCACAUUUCACACCACGCUAACUCACUGUGUCACUUCCAUAUAGCAGCAAGCAUUAAUCCAAACACAGAUAUCCCAUCUGUUUUGGCUGGAACGGCAUUUAAUUUAGAGGAGGGUUAUGGGGGCUUUGUUGUUCAUUGGCUAAACAAUAAGGAAUUACACUUUACAUUAUCAGCUGAACUGUUUGUUCAGUAUUUAAAAACGAUUGUUGAUCAGCAGACUGAUAAGGGUGAUGAGGAAGACGAGGAAGAAGGACUCCUUAUGAAACUCGAUAAUGGUGAGCCAGAGGGUGGAGGAUCACUUACAGGCUCUCCUGAGCAUGAGGAAGCGGAAAAGGAUUUGAGCACCAAAGCAUCUUCACCUGGCACUACAUUGUCUUUACCCACAGAUUUACUGGACCGCAAAAUUGAAACACUUCUUUCAGAGUGGAAUAAAAAUGCAGAUAUGCUGUUCACAAUUCACCCUGUUGAUGGCACCUUUCUUGUGUGGCAUGUAAAAUAUUUGGAUGAGUACAAUCCGGGGAUCUUUAGACAAGUUCAGGUCUCUUUUUCUUCUCGGAUUCCAGUUGCUUUUCCUUCAGGAGAUGCCAGCUCUCUAAGCAAAAACAUUAUAAUGUAUGCUUGUACUACCUCAACCAGGGAGGCUGUGUCUGCUGCACUGCAGCAAGAGAAAAUGACCUCCAGCGUCUUUGCUGUAAAUUCAUUGACUUGUACAAGAGACCUUCUAAAUAAGAAUGUUAAAUCUUCAACAGUCAUGAUGGUGUCAAAGCACAUUGAUGGAUCUUUAAAUCAGUGGGCAGUUACUUUUGCAGACAAGUCAGCCUUUACCACUGUGCUUACUGUGUCUCACAAGUUUAGAUAUUGUGGUCACAGAUUCCACCUAAAUGAUCUUGCCUGCCACUCUGUUCUACCUCUGCUGCUAACUUCAUCUCAUCACAAUGUGCUGACAACCCCAGACACGGACAGUCCAUGGGAGCUGGAACGGAGCAGUAAAGUUGCAGAUCCUAUGAAGAACUUGAAAGGUUUUCCUGGAGAACACUUCAGAAAUGCUGCUACUCAAACCUUUUAUGAUCCAAAUGCUAUUUAUAGUGAACUUAUAUUAUGGCGUGUGGAUCCAAUUGGUCCCUUGUCAUAUAGUGGGGGAGUUUCAGAACUAGCUCGAAUAAAUUCUCUGCGUACUGCUGCUUUCUGCAAUGUGGCAUGGCUUCCAACACUUAUACCAAGUUACUGCUUAGGUACAUACUGCAAUUCUGCCAGUGCUUGCUUUGUUGCCUCUGAUGGGACAAAUUUAAGGCUAUACCAGGCUGUUGUAGAUGCACGGAAGCUUCUGGAUGAGUUAUCAGAUCCAGAGUCCUCUAAACUUAUUGGUGAAGUAUUUAACAUUGUAAGUCAGCAGUCUACAGCUCGACCUGGGUGUAUCAUUGAACUUGAUGCAAUUACAGACAAGUGUGGCUCAAGUACUCAGCUGCUUCAUGUCUUUCAAGAGGAUUUUAUUUUGGGUUAUAAAGCUCAUAAAGAAGAAAUGAAAGAGAACGAGACAGAGGUUUUCUUCCAGCCAUCCCAAGGUUAUCGUCCACCACCUUUUUCAGAGAAAUUCUUUCUUGUGGUUAUUGAAAAAGAUUUUAACAACCGCUCCAUUCUAAAUAUGUGGCACCUUCACUUGAAAUCUGUCCAAGCUGUUGUGGCAAAGCCUGCUGAAGUCACAGUAUCUGAAAACUUUCUUAACGUUCCUGGGCAACAAACUGCAGAAUCCUCACCUGAUACCUCUCCUGGUACAAGUCCUAUGAUACGAUCAGCAUCAAUUGCCAACCUUCAGACAGCUAGCAAGUUAAUUCUAAGCUCAAGACUUGUGUAUAGUGAACCACUUAAUAUUCCAAGAGGUGUAGAAGUGAUAAGGGCAACUCCAUCAGCAGGCCACCUAAGUUCAUCCUCUAUUUACCCAGUGUGCCUUGCGCCAUACCUACUGGUUACAACCUGCUCUGAUAACAAAGUUAGAUUCUGGAAGUGCAAUGUAAAGUCAUUUCAAGAUGUUGGAAAUGAGGAACAGCAUAGCUAUCAGUGGAAAGAAUGGUCUUUAAUGAAUGAUGGACAGGACAAAAGCACUAGUUCUGUAAGCAUUGCAGGAAAACCCGUUGCUGUAAGCUGUUCUUAUACAGGAAGACUUGCCGUGGCAUACAAGCAACCCAUUCAGCAUAAUGGCUUUGUUUCCAAAGAAUUUUCUAUGCAUGUCUGCCUUUUUGAAUGUGAAUCUACUGGGGGCUCAGAAUGGGUCUUGGAACAAACCAUUCAUCUUGAUGACUUGAUCAGGAUUGGGAGCAUGCUUGAUGCUCGUGUCAGUGUUGACAGCAAUUUGUUUGUGUAUAGUAAAUCUGAUGUGUUCUUAAACAAAGACAAACAUUUAAUGCCCAACAUGAAAUACUUAGUACAUUUAGACUGGGUGUCAAAGGAAGAUGGUUCACAUAUACUCACAGUGGGAGUUGGCUCCAAUAUUUUUAUGUAUGGGCGACUCUCGGGUAUUGUAACAGAUCAAACCAACAGCAAGGAUGGAAUUGCUGUCAUUACUUUGCCACUAGGUGGUAGUAUAAAACAAGGCAUUAAAUCAAAAUGGGUCCUGCUCAGAUCAGUUGACUUGGUGUCUUCUGUGGAUGGCACUCCUUCCUUACCAGUUUCAUUGUCAUGGGUCAGAGAUGGGAUCCUAGUGAUUGGAAUGGACUGUGAAAUGCAUGUGUAUGCACAGUGGAAACAUGGGAUAAUGCCUGGUGAUAGUGAAACCACCGCAAGUGAAGACAAAGUAGUAAAAUCUAAGUCUGAAUUAUUUCAGACACAUCUUGUCAGUAAGAAAACUAGCGUUAUUGAUGGAGCAGCUAUUGUAGAUGAUGUCUUUGGAGGCCCGACUGUAAUUCAGGAUGGAGGUCUGUUUGAGGCUGCCCAUGUAGUAUCCCCAACCCUUCCACAGUACCACCCUACUCAGUUGCUUGAACUAAUGGACCUGGGAAAAGUAAGAAGAGCAAAAGCUAUACUAUCACAUUUGGUAAAAUGUAUUGCAGGAGAAGUUGCCAUAGUUAAAGACCUUGAUGCUGGAGAUGAGGCUGCACCAAAACGUCAUCUUUCAAGAACUAUUAGUGUGAGUGGGAGCACUGCAAAAGAUAUGAUAAUAACAGGGAAGGAUGUAACCCGAGAGUACACAGAAAUAGAUUCUGUUCCUCCACUGCCACUAUAUGCCCUUCUUUCUGCAGACCAAGAUGCUCCAUAUCCAGGUACAGAAGAAACUACAACGAUGACACAGACAAAAUGCAGCUUUGAUACUAAAGCAGAGGACCAGUAUUCUGAUUUAUUUCAUAUUCAAACUGUGACAACUGAUGAUUUUAUUGGUUUAGAAACUGAGAAAAAAGAAAGUAAAUCCAAAGUAAUCAACCUUUCUCAGUAUGGUCCAACCUUCUUUGGGCGUGAGCAUGCCAGUGUGCUUUCCAGCCAUCUGAUGCACUCAAGUUUGCCAGGCCUGACACGUUUAGAACAGAUGUUUCUUGUUGCUUUAGCAGACACUGUAGCCACAACAGGUACAGAGCUUGGAGAAAGCAGAAAUAACAACUAUACAGGGGGAGACAAUCUGGAUGAAUGUGGUUUAAGAUACUUGCUGGCCAUGCGUUUGCACAACUGCCUACUGACAUCACUUCUGCCUCUGUAUAGAAUUCAAUUGCUCCACCAAGGCUUAUCCACCUGUCACUUUGCAUGGGCGUUUCACUCAGAGGCUGAAGAGGAGUUAAUUAACAUGAUUCCAGCUAUUCAGCGUGGUGAUCCACAGUGGUCAGAACUUAGAGCAAUGGGCAUUGGUUGGUGGGUCCGUAACAUUAACACACUCAGAAGAUGCAUCGAGAAGGUUGCUAAAGCAUCCUUUCAGAGAAACAAUGACCCAUUAGAUGCUGCAGUUUUUUACCUCGCAAUGAAGAAGAAGGCUGUGCUUUGGGGUCUCUUCAGAUCCCAGCAUGAUGAAAAAAUGACGCAAUUCUUUAGCCAUAAUUUUACUGAAGAUCGAUGGCGUAAGGCAGCAUUAAAGAAUGCUUUCUCUUUGCUUGGAAAACAACGUUUUGGGCAGUCUGCUGCUUUCUUCUUACUGGCUGGCUCAUUAAAGGAUGCUAUUGAGGUAUGUUUGGAAAAAAUGGAAGACAUUCAACUUGCAAUGAUAAUUGCCCGUUUAUAUGAAUCAGAAUUUGAUACAUCAUCAACAUAUGAGUCUCUACUCUUCGAAAGAGUAUUGGGCUGCCAGAAGGACGGAACAAGUUUCUGCUGCGCAAAACUACACCCUGAUCCCUUUCUUAGAAGCAUUGCUUAUUGGAUAAUGAAGGACUACACAAAGGCAUUAGAUACUCUGCUGGAGCAAACACCAAAAGAAGAUGAUGAAAACCCCAUUCUUAUCAAAUCAUGUAAUCCAGUGGUCUUCAGUUUCUACAAUUACCUCCGGACUCACCCUCUGCUGAUCCGCAGACAUUUUGGAGCUCCUGAAGCAAACUUUGCAACUGUAGGUUUGAAGACUGAAAAGAAUUAUGUGGAUGAAAUUACACUUAUAGAAAGAAAAUUGUUUUUCACAACUGCUAAUGCUCAUUUCAAAGUUGGAUGUCCUGUUCUUGCUCUAGAAGUUUUAUCAAAGAUUCCCCAACUAACCAAAACCUUUCCUAUUAAUGAUGAAGACAUAUGUUUGCCUUUGUUUGACAAAAGCAGUUUGCAAACUGCUAACAAAUUUAGCAUCAGUAGAGAAGUGAAUGAACCAGUAUCACCAGUCAUAAAAGUGACUGUUUCUGAAGAUUCUGCAUCUGAUUUUGACUGGGGGUUGUCCGCUUUGAAGGUAGAGGAUGAGUCACUUCAGCUAGAUUGGGGUGAUGAAAAAGAAAAUGAAACAGAUUAUGAGGAUGCCUUAGAAAUGAAAACUCUUGAAACUCAUGAUCACAAGGUGAAAGAUGUAAGUCCAGCGGUCCAGUCAGUAGAAAUCAUAUCUGGAGGCAAUGAAGUUGAUGUGAUUGCUGAACAGCUUAAGUUCAGGGCAUGUAUGAAAAUUCUCAUGACUGAGCUUAGAACUUUAGCUACAGGACAUGAAGUAGAUGGUGGAAAAUUGAGAUUCCAACUCUAUAACUGGUUGGAAAGAGAAAUUGCUGCAAUGCAUAAGAUAUUCAACCAUGAAUCUGACAGCAAAGAUUAUACAAGUGAAACUUAUGAAUCCUGUGAGAGUUUAGAUACUCGGGAAGAAAAAACUGAUAUUGGAUCAUAUGAACGCCAUCAGAUUGAACGACGCAGGUUGCAAGCCAAACGUGAACACUCAGAGAAACGAAAGCGUUGGCUGCAACAGAAUCAGGCUCUGUUAAGGGUAUUUUUGAGUUAUUGCAGCUUACAUGGUGCACAAGGAGGUGGUCUUGCCUCUGUACGAAUGGAACUUAAAUUUUUACUGCAAGAGUCACAACAGGAAACAACAGUAAAGCAGCUUCAAUCACCGCUUCCUCUUCCUACAACACUCCCCUUGUUGUCUGCAAGUGUCGCUGUGACAAAAACUGUAAUUGCUAACCCUGUGCUAUACCUGAAUAAUCACAUCCAUGAUAUUCUGUACACUAUUGUACAAAUGAAGAAUCCUCCCCAUCCAGAUAAUAAAGACCCAAAGGUGGACACACUUCAUUUGUUGGGAGCAUCAUUGUCUGCCUCUAUAUACCAAGCUUUGUGUGACAGCCAUAGUUACAGCAGCCAGGGGGAAGCAAAUCAGUUUACUGGAAUGGUCUACCAAGGCCUACUUUUGAGUGAGCGACGGAGGCUGAGAACAGAAAGCAUCGAAGAACAUGCCACACCAAAUUCACUACCAGCGUCAUGGCCAGGUGUUAGCUCUCUUAUAAACCUCCUUACAACGGCACAAGAUGAAGAUCAGCCUAAACUGAACAUUUUGCUGUGUGAAGCUGUUGUAGCUGUAUAUGUGAGCCUUUUGACACAUGCCCUUGCCACUGACUCCAGCAGUCAAUUGUUUCGGCUUGCAGCUCAUCCAUUGAGUAGUCGAAUGUGGGCAGCUAUUUUUGGGGGUGGAGUGAAGCUUGUUGUGAAACCAAGAAAACCACCAGAAAGUGUUCCAGGUAAAACAAAAGAUUUUGAUGAGCACAAAAAAGAAAGUGCUUGUCCAUUGCCAAAUGAGAAGCAACCUACACAAGACUCUGCAUUGCUUUACCGAAAAGAAAACACAUCUAUCAUUGAUAUGGCUCUUGAGUAUCAAGUGUGUGCCAUCCCUGUCCUAUCUGAAGAAAUAGAUAAGCAUCGUCGUAGGUUUAACAUGCGAAUGCUUGUGCCAGGUCGACCAGUAAAAGAUGUUGCUGUCCCACCACCAGUUCCUACAGAGAGACCAACAUACAAAGAAACAUUUAUUCAUCCUGAGUUGAGCAUGUGGGAUUACUUUGUUGCCAAGCCUUUCCUCCCCCUGUCUGACAGCGGUGUCAUUUAUGACUCCGAUGAAAGUAUACCAAGUGAUGAGGAGGAAGAAGACGAUGCAUUUCUUUCAGAUACUCAGUUACAGGAGCACACAAACUCAAGCUCCUACAGCUGGACACUGAUACGCUUGGCAAUGGUGAAACUUGCAAUCCAGAAUCUUAAGCAGUUCUUUCCCAUAGCUGGCCUUGAAUUAUCUGAUCUCCCUGUCACAUCACCAUUGGGCAUUGCUGUUGUAAAAAACCUAGAGAAUUGGGAGCAGAUACUUCAAGAGAGAAUGGAUCAGUUUGAAGGCCCCCCACCAAACUAUAUAAAUAUAUAUCCUAGUGAAUUAGCUACAGGGGCGGGACCUGCUGCCUUACGUCUCAAGGCAUUGUUGGAUGCUGACAAUACACCAUUUAAGUCCAAAGAUUACACUGCACUUCCAGUUCGAAGGCUUUGGCACUUUCUUGUUAAACAGGAGCUUCUCCAGGAUUCAUUUAUAAGAUAUGCCUUUACCAAGAAAAGAAAGCAGAGUGAGUCAGUAGAAGACAGUGUGGAGCGUUACAAAGUAAACAACGAUCAUCAGAAAAACAAGGUUGAAGCAGACCUUGGUUAUCCAGGAGGAAAAGCAAAAGUAAUUCACAAAGAGUCUGACAUGAUUAUGGCCUUUGCAAUUAACAAGGCAAACAACAAUGAAAUUGUCUUGGCUUCCACUCAUGAUGUGCAAGAAUUAGAUAUCUCAAGCCUUCUGGCAGCUCAGCCCUAUAUAUGGAUUGGAGAAGAAUAUGACCGAGAAUCUAAAAGCUCAGAUGACCUUGAUUUUAGAGGUUCUCUCUCUGCUAUUCCUCAGUCAAAUGUUGCUUCCUUUAGCCUCAGUCAGAUGCAAUCUUCUUCAUCCAUGCCUUGGCUAGGUAGUGGACAGACAGCCACUGGAGCUGGGGUGCUCAUAAAAAGGAAUUUAAAUAAUGUGAAAAGGAUGGCCUCGCAUCCUGUUCACCAAUAUUAUCUUACUGGUGCUCAGGAUGGCAGUGUCCGCAUGUUUGAAUGGAGUCGUCCCCAGCAGCUUGUCUGCUUCCGCCAGGCUGGAAAUGCACGCGUUACAAGAUUGUAUUUUAAUGCUCAAGGGAAUAAGUGUGGUGUUGCUGAUGGUGAAGGAUUUUUAAGCAUCUGGCAAGUAAACCAGAAUGUAACAAAUCCAAAACAUUAUCUGAACUGGCAGUGUCAUACCAAAACAACAAGUGACUUUUCAUUCAUAACAUCGUCAAGCUUAGUGGCUACAGCUGGUCAAUCUAGUGACAACAGAAAUGUUUGUCUAUGGGAUACACUGAUAUCACCUAAUAACAGCCUGGUUCAUGCAUUUAAUUGCCAUGAGAAUGGUGCAACAGUACUUCAAUACGCACCUAAACAGCAGCUCUUGAUUACCGGUGGAAGAAAAGGUGCAAUCUGCAUCUUUGACAUUAGACAGAGACAAACACUUCAUUCAUUCCAGGCUCAUGAUUCUGCAAUUAAAGCCCUUGCCCUGGACUUAUCUGAAGAGUAUUUUGUUACUGGUUCUGCAGAAGGUAACAUGAAGGUGUGGAAGUUAACAGGCCAUGGUCUUAUCCAUUCAUUUAAAAACGAGCAUGCAAAGCAGUCUAUUUUUCGUAACAUUGGUGCUGGCGUUAUGCAGAUCGAAGUAGGUGAAAACAAGCGCAUCUUCUCCUGUGGAGCAGAUGGCACUUUGAAAAUGAGGAUGAUGCCUGCAGCCUUGAAGACACAGUCUGGCAUUUUUGAUAUCCUCUAAAAAGAUUGUAUUCCUGUUUUCAGCUUCCAGGUUUUGGUGAAAUCUUUUGAAGAAUUUAGUUUCUUCUUAAAUUAAAAUAGCUGUUCCUUAGAAUGGAGCUAUUAGGGUUAUUCACUGAAAAAAAGCCUUUGUUUCUUAAGCAAUGUAUGUGUUACUUGCGAUGGCUAUGCAUGUACCUUGUGUUCUGAAGUUGAAAGCGAAGGCCAGUGAAGUAGAGUGAUGUCUCAUGUAGUGUAUAUGCAGAACUAGAUUCACUUUUUCACUAUGGUUAGAUAUUUCAGCAUUAUUCAGGCUUUUCUUAGAUCUUUUAUGGCGCAACGUAAAGCCGAUGAAGUAAAGCCUUCACAUUGCAAUGAAAUGCACAAGAAUAAGAUUUUGCCAGGAAUAAACACAAGGAAAAAGUCUAUGACUCGAUGGUAUACAGUUUCUUGCAUGUGGUCUAUUAUUUAAAAGUUCUGCACAUAAUAUGCAACUAAACUAGUACCACAUGCUCAACCCAGGAGCGCUACUGGAGCCAAGUAACUAUGAAAGAGUAGAACGCCACAUUUUCCACAGAGUGAAGGAAUUACGAGCUGCCAAUACCAGUGUGGUUACUGGUGAGAUGGCAAAUCUUUUUAAGCGUUUACAUUUUCUUUGUUUUUGUGGGGGUUUUUUCCUUUCUUCUUUUUCCACUGAAAUCAAGGACAGAUGGCACUGAACAGUUACAAAUAUAGUUGUAUUUUAAGAAAGCAUGAUUGUUUUCCCUAUAGAUACAUUUGUGCAAAAAUGAAGUAAAUAUAUGUAUUGUCACUUUCAGCUACCACACUACAAAGUUUUUGCACUGAAAGUUUACCUUAAAGACACCUUGAGGCUGCUCGGUUCUAGAGUGGCAUUACGUUAGGAUAAACUUUUUUGCCGUUGUUGUUCCUAUUGAGGCUUUUCUUUUAUUACUUUUUUUAACUGGCUUUUAUUUAAUUUUUUCGAAUGAUUGUAAGUUUGCACAUUUUGUCCGUGUUUACAUCAUACUGUACUUUGCACAUCUUUUCUCGAUAGUUUGGUUGUUGAACGUCUUGUUUUCCCUCAAUCCUAUAAAUGUUAAUUGUUGUAAACAUGAGGGAACCUUUAUGCCGUCAUGUUUAGAUUUUCUUUUCUUUUUUUAAUUUGUUGAAGGUUAUUAUUAUUUUAGAUAAAUGUGUUUUUGGUUUGUGCACUUAAAUUAUUUUACCUCUCCCUAUUUGGUGCCCAUCUAUUAGGGAAAUAGAUGGGCAGGGAUAUGUGAAUAUAAUGAUAUAGAUUUAAAAUGAAUGUCAGGCUUUCUGUGGCCAGAUAGUAAAUAGAGCUUAAACUGAUACUAUUAAAUUAUUUCACCAUAUGUAUAAACUACAAAGUGUUUAAUAUUGUUUGCUUGUAACAUACUAGAUAGUGCUGUCCUAUUUUUGAUGUUUUUCUCUGUUGUAAACAACCACAUGCUUAGUAUGCUGCAGAAGCCGAUGUCCGCAACUUGUCUUUACUUUCCACUGCAAAUUUACAAGUGUAUGUCGUACUGUAAAUGAAAAUGGCAUUCCAUGCUCCCCUUCUUGUAACCUCUCCUGGUCAAUUAAAAUGUAUGAAGUAUGCAAAGGAAAGAAAGUUAUCUCUCAACUUUAACACUGUAGGUUAAAUAAACCUCUCAAAGAAACUGUGUGUGUUGAAAAUCCUGUAUGCUUCUAAAGAAUCUGUAGCGCUUGGCCUACAAAUUGUUUUGUUCGCAUUUUAUUGACUAUUAAAAAAAUAUCUGCUUA
This is a messenger RNA of Xenopus laevis (African clawed frog), 11205 nucleotides long. RefSeq names its product Dmx-like 2 S homeolog (gene dmxl2.S). The coding region runs from base 194 to 9445 and encodes 3083 amino acids. The record is from RefSeq and is a predicted model, not a curated record. The transcript has 45 exons. Gene Ontology annotation, cellular component: RAVE complex. Gene Ontology annotation, biological process: vacuolar acidification. NCBI's taxonomy places the organism in Eukaryota, Metazoa, Chordata, Amphibia, Anura, Pipidae.